AUGUCGCGAGCCAACUCCAGCGCAACUUUGUCGAGUUCGACCUCGCGCGCGUUGAGCCGCGUCCUCGCGGGCCCUCCAGGAGAGACGGAUGAGCACGAAGGGCGCAAGUUGAGCCAGCCGCAGAAGGAACUGCUGUAUCUCGCACACAACCAUGGCGCGCUCAGGUUCGGAGAAUUCAAACUGAAGAGCGGGCGGACGAGCCCCUUCUUCUUCAACGCAGGGAUGUUUGGCAACGGCGAGGCGAUGGAGCUCAUUUCCAAGGCGUACGCCACCGAAAUCGUCCGCAGCGGAGUCGAGUUCGAUCUGCUCUUCGGCUCCGCCUACAAGGGCAUUCCGCUGGUGGCGUGCACAGCGAUGUCGCUGAACCGCGUGUACUCCCGCCCGGCGCCGUUUAUUUACGACCGCAAAGAAGUGAAAGAUCACGGGGAAGGUGGCAAUCUCAUCGGCGCACUGAACGAGCUCAAACCGAAGCUCAUUCCAGGAACAACCGACCAGUACCGCCCGCCGCGGGUCUUGCUCAUCGACGACGUGCUGACUUCGGGGACGGCGAUCCGCGCCAGCAUGAAACUUCUCAGAGAGCUGCAGCCCGACGUCGAGGUCGCCGCCAUAUGUGUGAUGCUCGAUCGCCAGGAACGGGUUUCCGAAGAGUCUAACUUAUCUGCUGCUGAGCAACUGGCGCUGGACUGCAAGACCACGGUGCUCUCCGUCCUCAACAUAACGGAUAUGCUUUUGUUCCUCGAUGAGCUGAUUUCCUCGGGUGAUGACCUCGAGUCGCGGGCGACACUGCAGAAAGCUCGAAAUGAUUUAAUUGAAUAUCGCCGCAAAUAUGGAGUUACAGACGAGCUACCCACAGAUGUAUUGUAA
Messenger RNA from Besnoitia besnoiti, 864 nucleotides. RefSeq names its product orotate phosphoribosyltransferase. Lineage: Eukaryota; Apicomplexa; Conoidasida; Eucoccidiorida; Sarcocystidae. The coding region runs from base 1 to 864 and encodes 287 amino acids. The record is from RefSeq and is a predicted model, not a curated record. Gene Ontology annotation, molecular function: orotate phosphoribosyltransferase activity. Gene Ontology annotation, biological process: pyrimidine ribonucleoside biosynthetic process; 'de novo' pyrimidine nucleobase biosynthetic process; pyrimidine nucleotide biosynthetic process. Gene Ontology annotation, cellular component: cytoplasm. The transcript has 3 exons.